This is a messenger RNA of Pogona vitticeps (central bearded dragon), 3511 nucleotides long. Lineage: Eukaryota; Metazoa; Chordata; Lepidosauria; Squamata; Agamidae. The record is from RefSeq and is a predicted model, not a curated record.
GCUGUCGCUAGGCUGGCCGCUUGACGAGGCGGCUUCGGUUGGAGCUCCCCGCCUCGUAACCAAGGAGCGAGCGGCUGCCAUAGCAGAGAGGCACACGGCUCGGCGGCGGUUGCUUUCCCCCCCUCCUCCGCCGCCUGCCUUCCUCCACACACGCCAGGCGCCGCUCCAACCCGCGCGCUCCUCUUGAGCCUUCAAUGGAAAGGGAGAGCCCAGCGUUUUCCCGCUUCGCAGCCUGGGCUCGGCUCCAGUAGGCGCAGGAGGCAGGAGGAAGCAGCAGCAGCGGCUAGGACCAAGUACUGUGCCCGAAUUAGGGGCAUUAAACGAAGCCCAGGCUUUGGUUUUUCAGUCCCUCAGCCUACCCCCCCCCACUGCUUCCUCCUUCCGUUUACUGUCCGGAGAACCGGGGGAAAGGGACAGCAGGAGUGGCUAGAAAAGAAGCACGGGAACGCCUGCUCCUCGCCCGGGUGGUGGUCAGUCUGAUGGCGUCUCACCAGCAAAACAGGAUUCAAGCUUACCUGGAGAAGAACAAGAUCGGGCCCCUCUUCGAGGAACUGAUGACCAAACUGAUAACAGAGACCCCUGACCAUCCAAUCCCAUUUCUCAUUGACCACCUCCAAUCUAAACAUGGGGGACGUAGCCAUCUUCAGAGAACAUUGUCUGGAUCUGCUGCUCUUUGGGCAGAAAGUGAAACUUCAGCAGAAAACAAAGGAACAAGAAGGGACUUCAGAAGUUAUGAUAAACCAUGGCAGACAAAUGCAAAGAAACCUAAAAAAUCAAAGAGUGAUCUUGCUGUAUCCAACAUUUCACCUCCAUCACCAGAGUCCAAAUCAUUGCCAAGAUCAACAGAACACCCCAAAUGGGACUGGAGGCCAAAAUCAGAGCAUCAUGAUUUUGAUGAAUUGAAUCAUAUUCUUCAAGAAAGUAAGAAGCUUGGUAAAGCCCUGGAGAAUCUUUCUCGAAGCAUUGCGAUUUCUGAUGAGCUUGAUAAGGAUUCAGCAGCUUUUAAUUCCCCUCUUCUGCGACCUCGAGUUGUUGGAGAAUGGGUUGGCCGUGAAGAAAAUGAUGCUGAUCCACUGGCAGAUGAAAUGCUACAACCCCCAGUACCAAGAAGCAAGAUUGAACAGUGGGACAGCGAAGAGAGUGGCAGUCCUGGAGGAAGUUUGAAGAUGGAACCAAAGACAAAAGGACUGAAGCACCAGCAACAACAACAUAAGAAAUUACUAGCAGCUAUGCUUUCUCAAGAUUCAUUUGAUUCUGUACAAAGCACAGCUCCUUCAGUAACAGAAGAAGAUAUUGACAAUGAAGAUGAUGCAAUGGAACUGCUGGAGGAUCUUGACGAUUUAAGAAUGGAAGGGGUAACCACUGUCAUUUCUUCUGGGAGCAAAUUUAAUCAAACUCGAAGCACUCAUACAGCUGAACUGCAAGCUAAGGUCACAUUAAACAUUUGUGCCAGGUGUGCCAGACUUCAAGGAGAUAAUUUGACAGAAAGAACAGAGGAUGUAUCUGUUGCCUCGCAGACACUAGACCAAGAAGUUUCGGAAGCUAUUGCACCUGGAGCAGAAAUCUCCAUGGAGAGCAGUGAUGACCUGGAGAAUAUACCCCAAGCAACAGAACAAAAUCAAACAGAUUGGGAUCUAGACGUUAUGGGUUCCAGAAAUGAAGACUCCCCAAGCCAGAUCAUAUUAAAAGAUUCAUUGGCUGUAAAAGAACUGCAAACCAUGGAAAAACACCUGGCUGACAUUGAAAAGGACCUAGCGCUGUGGGAAGAAGGAAGACUAUCAAGGAAUAUUAGUAGUCCACCAACUAAUUUAGUUUCGCUAGAUCACCAAGGAAAUUUUAAGGUUACACCAAGCCAGGAUUCAGGACCUCAAGUGCCAAUUCUGACUGGGAAAGAUAUUCAGCUGCAGCUUCAAAGAAACAAAUCACCACCAUUAUCCAGUAACAGUAGACUGCAGGUCUCCAGUGUCAUAAACAGUAGGCCUCAGUCUCCUAAUAGACAGAUCAACCGAUCUUCUGUGAUACCAACUCCAGCAAACAGGUCUGGAACCCCAAAUACUUUGUUACAAAGGCCUCUUUCCCUUAGCAACCAAGGAAACAAGGAAGCAAUUAUUAGAAUGCCGAGAAGCCGGUCUUUGAUAUCAAAGAACCAACUUAGGAGGACUGUCACCACUCCCACAGGAUUCCUUGAAACAAGCGGAGACACUCUAGGAAAUGUCACUCAAAGAAGCAGUUUGUCUGAAGAUGAAUUCUUACAACAACUUCAUCUUGCUCAACUGCCAUGGAUUAAGCCAAGUGAUACCGAAAGUGAAGGAGUGGAGGGAGAUCCUGAUAAAUGUAAUAUUUACUACAUUCUUCAGUUUCAAGAUAAUAACAGUCCAGGUGUAAACUGAUUUUGAACAGGGAGAGAAGACACAGCUACCAAUCCAGGUGAACCUGAAAUAAACUUGACAGUCAACAAGUGAAACCUGAACAGUUUGUGAAUGAUACCAGUGGAAGGAAUGAAGAAUGGUUUCCCAUAAAUCUGCAAGUGAAAAGAUACUUUCACUUAAUUUAUAUAAAACCUAUUUUUAUAAAUUUAACAAAAUGUCAGUGGGAGUAUUUUAAUGUACGAAUGCUAAAAUGCACUGCACCAUACUUCUGUGGUGCAGUGGCCUUAGGUAAAGAUGGUUAACAGUCACUUUUUAUUAUAUAAUCCUAAUACAAUAUAUUUUGUUUAAUUUAUACCCCUCUUAUUUUGGAUUGACAUUUGAUAUAUUAGAUUUUACCUGUUAAGAAAGACAUUUCCUUAAAGAUUUUAUGUCUUUAACUUGGCUGACAUUUUCUAUUCCUUAUAUUUUUCUAAACUAUUACCAUUUUUAAAUCAAUAAACAUUUAAAGUAUUUAAACCACAUCUGCCAGAAUGUAGAUAUAUUCUUCACACAUAAUUAUUGCAGAAAGUGGCUGAGACAAUAGAUAGUAAUGAAUGAGUUAUAUCUCUCUGUGCAUUCAAACAAGCAUCACUAACAGUAAUCAUCUUUUUAAUACACUUUUUACAGAGUUCUAUUUCGAUCCUCCAGAAAACAUUAAAUGAGCUAUAAUGUAGAAUGCAGCAUGCAUAACAUAACUGAGCUCUUCUGCUUUCUUAUAUGAUAUUAUUUACCUGUAUUCUAAAUGGCUUAAGCAAUUGACAAUUUAUUGUAUGUAUGUGUUUCAAACAGUUUAAUCUAUUCUGGGUCUGGAUAUAAAAUUUGUGGAGAAAUUUUCAAUGAAGGAGCUGUUAAAAUGAAUAUAUUUGCAGAAUCCAUUUAACAAUUUACACUGAAAUCCUCUAGACAUGUACAUGGAAGUAUGGCCAUUAAAAUGACCUAUUUAUUAUGGAUAGACAUGCAUAGGACUGCAGAGCUAUUUGAUGAAGCAUGGGUUUGGUUUAGUGCCUUCAUUUUUCUUUGAUUUCUGUUUCUUAAUCAUAGCUACAUAAUACAUUUGCCUGCUGCUGUUGCAAUACAUAUGUUGUCAGAUCAAAAAAAAUUAA